Molecule: messenger RNA, 1188 nt
Organism: Pterocles gutturalis (yellow-throated sandgrouse)
Lineage: Eukaryota; Metazoa; Chordata; Aves; Pterocliformes; Pteroclidae
Product: A disintegrin and metalloproteinase with thrombospondin motifs 19-like
Exons: 9
Coding region: 1-1188 (395 amino acids)
Biological process (GO): proteolysis; extracellular matrix organization
Cellular component (GO): extracellular matrix
Molecular function (GO): metalloendopeptidase activity
Source: RefSeq, a predicted model, not a curated record
AUGGGGAUAAACCACGACAAUGAUCACCCAUCCUGUGCAGAUGGUCUUCAUAUCAUGUCUGGGGAAUGGAUUAAAGGACAGAAUCUUGGGGAUGUUUCAUGGUCUCCGUGCAGCAGGGAAGAUCUAGAAAGAUUUCUCAGGUCAAAGGCCAGUAACUGUCUGCUACAGACGAAUCCUCAGAGCCUCAAUUCUGUGAUUAUUCCCUCCAAGCUCCCAGGAAUGACGUACACUGCAGAUGAACAGUGUCAGAUUCUUUUUGGACCAACGGCUUACUUUUGCCAAGAAAUGCAGCAUGUCAUUUGCACUGGGUUGUGGUGUAAGGUGGAAAGUGAGAAGGAAUGCAAAACUAAACUGGAUCCGCCAAUGGAUGGAACAGACUGUGACACUGGAAAGUGGUGUAAGGCUGGAGAGUGUAUCAACCGGACCUCUUUUGCGGAGCAUAUGGAGGGGGAGUGGAGCGCAUGGAGCACUUGUAGCCGUACUUGCAACACUGGAAUCAGCAGUCGACAACGCAAAUGCCCUGGUUCAGGCCUUGAAGGAGAGUGUCAUGGUCCCAUGAUGCAGUAUAGAGUCUGUGAAAAUCCUUCUUGUCCUGCUGGUGUGCCUGCCUUCAGGGACUGGCAGUGCCAGGCUUUCAGUGUUAGAUCUUCAUAUCAGAAGCACGUGCACCAGUGGCAGGCUGUCAUCGAUGAUGAAAAGCCAUGUGCCUUAUUCUGUUCACCGGCUGGAAAGGAUCAACCCAUUCUUCUAACAGAAAAGGUGAUGGAUGGGACUUCUUGCGGCCAGCAUGGGUUAGAUGUCUGUGCAGAUGGUAGAUGCCAGAAAUUUGGCUGUGAUGGCAUAUUAGGAUCUCUGGCUCGUGAAGAUCAUUGUGGUGUAUGCAAUGGUAAUGGAAAGUCAUGUAAAGUUAUUAAAGGUGAUUUUAACCAUACCAGAGGAGCAGGUUAUGUGGAAGCUUUGGUGAUACCUGCAGGAGCAAGGAGAAUCAAAGUUGUGGAAGAAAAACCAGCUCAUAGUUAUUUAGCUCUUCGAGAUGCUGGAAAACAGUCAAUCAAUAGUGACUGGAAGAUAGAGCAUUCAGGAACAUUCAAUAUUGCUGGGACCACUGUCCAUUAUGUUCGGAGAGGUCUCUGGGAGAAAAUAUCAGCCAAAGGUCCCACAACAUCACCUUUACAUUUACUGGUAUGA